UUUGGCUGUUAAUUUAAUAAAGUAACUUAAUUACGUGAAUAAUGGUUGUUUAAUUUUUAUUAUAGUUACAAUUUUAUAAUAUAAAAUGGAGUCGUGUAGAGUUACGCACCUGGAAAGUUAAUAGUGCUUAUGGUGUCACAAUAUUAUUAUCCCCCCCUGCUGUAUCUCGUGUAGUCAGGCUGAGACAGUUGGGAGAGCUUCAGGUUCUUCACCAUGCAUUUAAGCAGUGGUUUGGAGCUGUUUCCGGAGUUCGCCGUGACUCAGUUGCUUUUCAAAGAUGUUAAAAACUGUGCAGAAUUGAGAAAGAUGGCAAUGGAGGGGAAAAUAGCCGGCGCCUUGAUAAACCCUUCCAUGGUGCUGGAUCCCUUCCAAACUGUACUAGCAGCAAAUAAAGCAGUUCACGUGCAGAAGAUAGGAAAAAUGAAGACAAGGAGCUUAUACUCUGAAAUCAUCUUCAACCUUUCACCAACAAACAAUAUCUCUGAGGCUUUUAAACGGUUUGGGAUCUCAGACAAUGACAAUGCAGUUCUCAUUGUCCUGGUUCAUAACAAAGAGGAAGCAUACAAUAAGGAUGAUGUCCUGUCUAAGGUGGACGGCCAGCAAAUCCCAGCUGAUCAAAUGUCCACGCUCAGUGAUCUUCCCAAGAUUAAAAAGGUUUACAAAGUUGCACCCCAAGAGGAAAAGUGUGGAAGUGUUUUGGAUGCUGUUAUCUGCAGAAUGGCUGCUAAGGAUGUUGUGUAGCUUACUUUCUAUUAUGUCAAAAUACCUGUUAUAUAUUUAUUUCUGUUUAAAUGUUAGAAGAUCAAAUCAAAGAGCUCCCAGCAUUGUGCUUUUAUUUCUGAGAGCACUGUGACAAAAGUGGAAAGAUAUAAGUGUUCAGUGUUUUGUGUGGGGGGAAAAAAGGAACCUUUAUUGCAGGUGUCAUUACCUCUGAUGGUUUAGGGCACAGGUACCCAACCCUGUACCCAACCCUGUACCCAACCCUGUACCCAACCCUGUUCUGCACAUUUUAGUGUUUUCUCUGCUCAGGUUGUAAACAUGUGCUGUAGGGGUUCACUGCUCAUGCCAAUUACCUGGAUUUGAUUCCUUUGUUAGCUUAACUUUGUUUCCCAAAGUGAGGUGGAAGCAAAAUAGUCAAAAUAUUAAAACUACUUUAUUGACCAAGUAGUGGAAAUAAACAAUA
Messenger RNA from Pangasianodon hypophthalmus (striped catfish), 1183 nucleotides. RefSeq names its product Tp53rk binding protein (gene tprkb). Gene Ontology annotation, cellular component: nucleus; cytosol; EKC/KEOPS complex. The transcript is spliced from 4 exons. The coding region runs from base 214 to 741 and encodes 175 amino acids. Gene Ontology annotation, biological process: tRNA threonylcarbamoyladenosine modification; telomere maintenance via recombination. The record is from RefSeq and is a predicted model, not a curated record. NCBI's taxonomy places the organism in Eukaryota, Metazoa, Chordata, Actinopteri, Siluriformes, Pangasiidae.